CUCUAGCCCACAGCAAGCAAGUUGGUUUUUCAUUCUAUGCGUCAAGCCCAAUGCACGCGAGCGCUUGUCCGUACGUCCAUUUGUUGUUCGUCUGCCUUCAGCAGCAAUCGUUCAUCAGUUGUGGCCGCUGUGGCUUCUGCGACUAGCGCUGUGCUGCCACCUGUGGGCACCAUGCUGGCUGUGGACUCUGGCCUGGUGUGGGCCCCUGAUGAGCAGGAGGGCUUCAAGCUGGGACGGAUCGUCGACAUUGGCGGCGAAACAGUCACAGUCCUUCUUAAUGGUGGCACUCAGCUUAUUACAGCACCAUAUAGAAGUGUCCAUGCUGCUGAAGAGGACCCAAAUAAGGAUGUUGAUGACAACUGUGCCCUGAUCUACUUGAAUGAGGCCACCCUGUUCAACAACAUCAAAGUUCGUUACAACAAAGAUAAAAUUUAUACGUAUGUGGCCAACAUCCUGAUUGCCGUGAACCCAUACUUUGAGAUGCCCCAGUUGUACUCGUCAGAGACAAUUGGGAAGUAUCAAGGAAAGUCCCUCGGUGUGCUGCCUCCCCAUGUGUUUGCUAUUGCGGACAAAGCCUUCCGAGACAUGAAGGUGCUCAAGCAAAGCCAGUCCAUCAUUGUGAGCGGAGAGUCCGGAGCCGGGAAGACCGAGUCAACCAAGUACAUUUUGCGCUACCUCUGUGAAUCGUGGGGGAGUCACGCAGGACCUAUUGAGCAGCGAAUCCUCGAAGCGAACCCUGUGCUUGAAGCAUUUGGAAAUGCUAAGACGAUGAGGAACAACAACAGCAGUCGCUUUGGGAAAUUUAUUGAGAUCCAUUUCAACAACAAAUGCAGUGUAGUGGGUGGCUUCAUCUCACACUACCUGCUGGAGAAGUCUCGCAUCUGUGGCCAGAAUAAAGGUGAACGAAACUACCACAUCUUCUACCAACUUUGCGCUGGUGCACCCAACGAGCUCAGGCAGCAACUCCGAAUCACCAGCCCGGAUGACUUCCAUUACUUACGCCAUGGAUGCACCCAAUACUUUUGCUCUUCGGAGUCUGAGAGGCUGCUGAAAAACAACUCCCGAUCCAAGGAGCACCAAAGCAAAGGACCACUGCGCGACCCAGUUAUUGAUGAUGCCAAGGACUUCUCAAACCUUGAUCGGGCCCUCCAACUUAUGGGUCUGACUGACGAAGAGCGACUCAGCAUCUAUGUGGCAGUGGCAGCCGUGCUGCACCUGGGCAAUGUGACCUUUGAGGAGAGCCCCGACGACAGCCGGGGGGGUAGCCAGGUCACAGCAGAGUCAGAGCAGUCGCUGCGGGUUGCUGCAGCACUGAUGGGCGUCGACCCGGACGAGCUGCGCCAGAGUUUGCUGAGUCGUGUCAUGCAGACCAGCAAAGGCGGCCUCAAAGGCACCGUCUACAUGGUGCCCCUGAAGGCCUACGAAGCAAACAAUGCACGUGAUGCCUUGGCCAAGGCUGUCUACUCUAAGCUGUUUGACUUCAUUGUACAGCGCAUAAACCAGAGCAUUCCAUUCAGUUCAUCGUCCCACUACAUUGGUGUGCUUGACAUUGCUGGAUUCGAGUACUUCCAGGUGAACAGCUUUGAACAGUUUUGUAUCAACUACUGUAAUGAGAAGCUGCAGCAGUUCUUCAAUGAAAGGAUUCUCAAAGAGGAGCAAGCGUUGUAUGAAAGAGAAGGCCUCUCUGUGAAAAAGAUAGAGUAUGUGGACAACCAAGACUGCAUUGACCUGCUGGAGGGAAAGGGCACGGGGAUCUUUGACCUGCUCGACGAGGAGAGCAAGCUUCCUCGUUCGAGCCACACCCACUUCACCUCUGUGCUGCACAGCACACACCCCAGGCACUUCCGCCUGGCUGUGCCCCGAAAGUCGAAGCUCAGGGACCACCGAGAGAUCACCGACGACGAAGGAUUCCUCGUCAGGCACUUUGCUGGAGCUGUCUGUUACGAAACGGCCAAGUUCGUGGAGAAAAACAACGACGCACUACAUGCAUCCCUGGAAGGGCUGGUGCAGGAGACCAAGAACGCCUUCCUGCGGGGCCUGUUUGACGUUGGCGACAGCAGGCACUCACUGUCCAAGGGCAAGCUGAGCUUCAUCAGCGUGGGCAGCAAGUUCCGCAGCCAGCUGCAAGCACUCAUGCACAAGCUGCAGCAGACGGGCACCCAUUUUGUGCGCUGCAUCAAGCCCAACCUGCGCAUGGUGGACCACUGUUUUGAGGGCGGCCAGAUUCUCUCGCAGAUCAAGUGUUCAGGCAUGACUUCUGUCCUUGAGCUGAUGCAGCAGGGCUACCCAUCCAGGGCACCUUUUUCUGACCUCUACAACAUGUACAAGCAGUACCUGCCUCCUGAGCUUGCUCGACUUGACCCCCGGCUUUUUUGCAAGGCCUUGUUCAAAGCCUUGGGUCUAAAUGAGAAGGACUUCAAGUUUGGCCUGACGAAAGUGUUCUUCCGACCUGGGAAAUUUGCCGAAUUUGACCAAAUUAUGAAGUCUGACCCAGAGAACCUCGCCCAGCUCGUCCGCAAAGUGCAGAAAUGGCUGCUUGCUUCACGGUGGAAGAAGGCCCAGUGGUGUGCGCUGGCUGUCAUCAAACUGAAGAAUAAGAUCAUCUUUCGACGUGAGAACCUUGUGGUGAUUCAGAAGACGGUGAAGAUGCAUUUGGUUAAACGAAAGUACCGGCCAAGGUACCGGUGCAUGAUGAAGCUUAGAGCCCUCUUCCAGCAGGUGCUGCAGAUGUCAAGCCUUGCAGCUCAGCUCAAGAAAGAUGGUCAGCAAAGCAGAGCAGAGAUCCAAGCCUUGGAAGCCAAGAUCAGUGGCACCAUGAAACGGAUCAAGGAUGGCUACCUAUACACGGAGGACAUGGAGAAGGAGCAGAAUGCAUUGAUCACUGCAGCUACGCAGCUGAUGAAUGCACUGAACCAGCGCAUCCAGCUGCAGAAGGUGGCCGAAGAACAAGAGCACAUGCGCCGUGUGCAGCAGGAAAUGGAGCAUGCACGCAAACGCAGGGAGGAAGAGGAACGACUGAAAAGGGAGGAAGAGGAGAACAGGCAGAGAAAAAUUCAGAUGGAAGCUGCCCGCAAGGCUGAGGAGAAGUCAAAGCAGCUAGAAGAUGCCAAAGUAGCGCAAGCAUUGCAAGAGAAGCUCUUUCUGGAACAGAAGGAAGACCACAUUAGGAAUCAACAAAUUGAGCAAGAGUCACGGGACCAUGAGCUUGCCCUUCGGCUUGCGCAGGAGAACAACAGUAUAGUUGAAGAUAUGGGAACUCCAGUGUUGCCAGUCAGGUACGCAUCACUAGCAAGCUUUCUCUUUGCACCCGGCUCUUGUCUUAUACCUGUCACUUUGGUUGGCAGGUCACAGGUGAGGGCCAAAUCAGAGGGCAAGUUUGACUUGUCAAAGUGGAAGUAUUCUGAGCUGAGGGAUGUUAUCAACACAUCCUGUGAUCUGGAGCUCCUGGCAGCAUGUCGUGAAGAGUUCCACAGGAGGCUUAAAGUGUACCAUGCCUGGAAGAGCAAAAAUGCAAAGAAGGGUGGUGGCGAGACCUUACAGAGCCGAGUUCCCGUUUCACUACAGAAUGGAGGUGCACACUCCAUCUCUCCAGGACCCCGUGGGGAUGUUUCCAGUGAGGAGAAUCGUCAGCGCUACUUCCGCAUUCCGUUCCGUAAAGACGGAAGCAGUAGUGGCCUCUGGUUUGCUCACUUUGAUGGGCAAUACAUUGCUCGGCAGAUGGAGCUGCACCCUGGCCGGCCCCCUGUUCUGCUGAUAGCAGGGCGUGACGACAUGCAAAUGUGCGAGCUCAAGCUUGAAGAGACUGGCCUGGCUCGUAAGCGAGGGGCCGAGAUUCUGGAGCACGAGUUUGAUGCUGAGUGGGCAAAGUAUGGCGGGCCAGUGUACAUUCCACUGUCCACACGGCAGAAGUAGAGGCCACAAGGACAAGCUUGGUGGCAGCUUUGUUGGUGGGGGGCUGUAGUUUGAGAGAACAUGUAUUUGUAUGUAGCAGUAGAUCAAAGAUGUUAUUUAUAUUCCUAAAGGUUUUUUUUUUUUUUUUUGAUCUCAUGCCCUCUGUGCUGACUUUCCCUGGUAGAACAGCAUUGCUUGGCUAGUUUGGGAACAGCUAGUGGGAGAUUCUUGCAGGACUACAGAAAGAAUAACCACACCAUGGAGAGUGUUGAGCCAUAAUGUUUAGUACAGCCUUCCAACAUUGUGGGCAGUUUUGUUUUUAUUAUUGGAAAAAGAAAAGCAGUGCUCUACUACCUGUAAACGUGUAUUUUCAUACCUCUAUGAUAAGUGUUCUUUCUUUUCUUCUUCUGAGCCUAUAUGAGUGCAUAACCUUUCUUUUCUUGUGUGGGUUGUUUUUAUUCACUAGAUACACAAUAAUUGUUGACUAGACACAAUUUACAGGGUAGCCUUACCUUUCUAGAACUGCGGAGGCUUUUUCCUUCGUUAGGAACACUGCCUUUUCUUGGUUUUGCUAGUAGCUUACUUUACACCUAACUAACACCAUGAAUGUGCUCCUUUAACCUCGGUGCUUUAAAAAGUUGUUAAUUCGUAUGCUCAAAUUUAAGCUUGGCAGUUAGUUGCAACAAGUUUGUGAGAUUCUGAAUCUCUGCGCUGUGCCCUCUCAUUUCCUAGAGCAAUUUAUUUUUGUAGGUCGUCUUUUGUAGGGAAAUGUAUGCACUUUUGUGCACAUGCUCUUGUUAUACUCAGUUGUGGUGGUGGUCCCCUUUGUUUCCCCACAUUUAUUGUUCUGAGUGAUUACUUAAUGCUUCAAUACUGUCUGCCGUUGCUGCUGCCUGUAUACCUCGUGUACUGAUGAAUCUCUUGUCCCAUAAGACCUGCCAUCACCGAGUGGAAGAGAUGUACAAAGUAUGUGCUUCCUCAGUCAACAUGAAUGCGCUUCGAGCAUGGCCAAAAUAAAGAACUGUGAGAUGGCA
Messenger RNA from Dermacentor andersoni, 4925 nucleotides. It is a transcript of the gene jar, whose product is annotated as Myosin heavy chain 95F jaguar. Gene Ontology annotation, molecular function: actin filament binding; ATP binding; microfilament motor activity. Lineage: Eukaryota; Metazoa; Arthropoda; Arachnida; Ixodida; Ixodidae. Gene Ontology annotation, cellular component: plasma membrane; actin cytoskeleton; endocytic vesicle. The record is from RefSeq and is a predicted model, not a curated record. Gene Ontology annotation, biological process: actin filament organization; actin filament-based movement.